Messenger RNA from Ylistrum balloti, 2794 nucleotides. RefSeq names its product signal recognition particle subunit SRP54. The transcript is spliced from 13 exons. Lineage: Eukaryota; Metazoa; Mollusca; Bivalvia; Pectinida; Pectinidae. The record is from RefSeq and is a predicted model, not a curated record. Gene Ontology annotation, cellular component: cytosol; signal recognition particle, endoplasmic reticulum targeting. Gene Ontology annotation, biological process: SRP-dependent cotranslational protein targeting to membrane; SRP-dependent cotranslational protein targeting to membrane, translocation. Gene Ontology annotation, molecular function: GTP binding; GTPase activity; ATP hydrolysis activity. The coding region runs from base 277 to 1800 and encodes 507 amino acids.
CUCUAGGAGAGCAGUGUCGUAUAGAAUAGAUAUAUUUGUACACAUAUGAACGGUUCUGGUGUACAUUUUUUUCACCAUGAUUCCUAAUAACUCCCUCACGUAAAUAUGUUUCGUCUACAGGACAAUUUUAUUUCUUGAUAAUCGCUUUUCUAUCCGUGAUAAUUACUUUUUUUAAGCUCCCAUCUUGCGACGGAACAGCUGUUCGUAGAAGUUUCAUCAGAUCUUGGUAGUUUCCAGAAAUAGAAGUGUCAAGAAAGUAACACCGACGUUAUCAAAAUGGUGUUAGCAGAUCUUGGAAGGAAGAUUACUUCGGCUUUAAAAUCUUUGAGCAAUGCCACCAUUAUCAAUGAAGAGGUUCUUAAUGAAAUGCUCAAAGAGAUCUGCAAGGCUCUCUUGGAAGCAGAUGUUAACAUUAAACUUGUAAAACAGCUACGAGAGAAUGUGCGCUCUGUGAUAGACUUUGAGGAAAUGGCUGGAGGACUUAAUAAGCGCAGAAUGAUUCAGUCUGCUGUCUUCAAAGAGUUGGUAAAACUGAUUGAUCCUGGUGUAAAAUCCUGGCAACCAAUGAAGGGCAAAAAUAAUGUGAUCAUGUUUGUUGGUCUGCAGGGCAGUGGCAAAACCACAACAUGUACUAAGAUGGCAUAUUAUUACCAAAAGAAAGGCUGGAAAACUUGUCUCAUUUGUGCUGACACAUUCCGUGCUGGAGCUUUUGAUCAGUUGAAACAGAAUGCCACAAAGGCAAGAAUUCCCUUCUAUGGAAGUUAUACUGAGAUGGACCCAGUUGUGAUUGCUCAGGAAGGCGUUGACAAAUUCCGUAAUGAAAACUUUGAAGUGAUUAUUGUUGACACAAGUGGUCGACACAAGCAAGAGGACUCGCUAUUUGAGGAAAUGUUACAGGUUAACAAUGCAGUGGACCCAGACAAUGUGGUGUUUGUGAUGGAUGCUACUAUUGGCCAGGCUUGUGAAGGUCAGGCCAGAGCCUUUAAGGAAAAAGUUGAUGUUGCCUCUGUCAUCAUCACAAAGUUGGAUGGACAUGCAAAGGGUGGUGGAGCUCUCAGUGCUGUUGCUGCAACAAAAAGUCCAGUGAUUUUCAUAGGGACGGGAGAACACACAGAUGACUUUGAACCAUUCAAAGUUCAGCCAUUUAUCAGCAAACUCUUAGGAAUGGGAGAUAUUGAGGGAUUGAUUGACAAAGUCAACGAAUUGAAGCUGGAUGACAAUGAGGAGUUGAUGAAGAAACUGAAGCAAGGUCAGUUCACGCUGAGAGACAUGUAUGAACAGUUUCAGAACAUAAUGAAAAUGGGGCCAUUCAGCCAAAUAAUGGGGAUGAUCCCAGGGUUCAGUUCUGACUUCUUAACUAAGGGCGGGGAACAGGAAUCGAUGGCCCGUCUGAAAAAACUAAUGACGAUUAUGGACAGUAUGAAUGACACAGAGCUUGACAGUCUGGAGGGGGAGCGUUUGUUUGCUAAGCAGACAGGUCGAGCUCAGCGUGUGGCUCGGGGAGCAGGAGUUUCUGUUAGGGAGGUCAAUGAACUUCUCACUCAGUACAAGAAAUUUGCACAAAUGGUGAAAAAAAUGGGAGGAAUUAAAGGCCUGUUCAAAGGAGGUGACAUGAGUAAGAAUGUGAACCCCGCUCAGAUGACCAAGAUUAAUCAACAAAUGGCCAAGAUGAUGGAUCCUCGAGUCCUUCAGCAGAUGGGUGGCAUGCAGGGCAUUCAGAACAUGAUGAGACAGUUCCAGCAAGGAGCUCAAGGAAAGUUUGGUGGUGGAAAUAUGUUCAAUGGAUUUGGUGACAGAUAAGAAAAUAAUCUACAACAGAAUCAGCAAUGUUUACCAGAUAGGGAAAUACCUAUCCUGGGCAUGUUAAGCAGUGGGAACAUGUUCCUACAGAUUUGGGAAUAUAUAGAGGAAUAAUGGACCUUUUCAACAUUUAUCAGCAGCUCUUUUUACAAGUGAUAAGAAUUUAGCUGGUAAUGAAUCUGUAGGUCUGUUAUCUGCAGAUUUUACAGCGAGAAAUGAUGAAACCCAGGACAUAUAAUUAGUCUAUACAGCAGAUUCUGGUGCAAAUGUUACAGGAUAGCAUGUCAACCAAAUCUUUAAUUCUUCAAAAUGUUUUUAUCCACCAAGAAAAGACUGCUUAUGUUAAUUCAGAGUUGAACAAAUUCACUUUUUGAUGGUCAUCAUACAGAUUAACAUAUCUUUGCAGAUACCUAACACACAUCCUUUUAGAGACAGUGUUGUUGAAUUAUGGUGUUCUAUUCUUCAAAAAUUGACAACACUGUAAUUUUGUGUGGUGCUACUUUGAAAUACACUUGAUAAUUUGUAUGCUGUCUUUGAAAUAUAGCUUUCAUUGUGGCAUUUGCAGUUAUCAACCUUUAUGAAAAACCUGUUAGAGACUUCAGAGAAAAAAAAAGAGAAGUCAGUUAUAGUAAUGUUAAAGAAAUGCACCUGGGCUUUAAUUUGUGGCCAGAACCUUGUAUAGUCUGAUACCUGAAGGUUAAAAAAAUUGCAGAGUGGUACAAAGUGAUUUAGGUAUAGUGGUACGAAUGAAGACAAUGCAUUACUGAUGCAAGACUCUAAAUUUACAGUUGAAUUGUUGCCCUUGAGGUAAAUACGUCAGUUAUACCAAUGUCUCUCUGUAUACGAUUGAACUGAAAAGUUCAUUGGAUGAUAUCUAGUUACUCUAAUUUCUGUUUAGAAUCUGUUCGUUGAUAGUUUUGUAAUGUCGUUCGGGUUGAAGGAGACAGAUUUUGAUAAUCCAUUAAUUUGUAAAUAAAUUUGUGAAAAAACUGAA